Molecule: messenger RNA, 17766 nt
Organism: Xyrichtys novacula (pearly razorfish)
Lineage: Eukaryota; Metazoa; Chordata; Actinopteri; Labriformes; Labridae
Source: the annotation of a GenBank genome assembly
AUGUCCGCUUUGGGCUUCCGUAGUGAAUGGAUAAAUAAGACUUUUUCUUUACUCGGCGCUGACAGGUGAAGGCUGUAAUUAUCAGUAAUUUACUGCCGGCGCCUUCGUCCCGGACUUUGUUAUCCGUCUUUCCGUCCCUGGUGAGGAAGAGGAGGAGGAGAAGGAGGGGGAGGAGGGCUGGUAUCGCCGCUGUGAUGGGACUACAAAUCCGUUAGUACCCACAGCCUCCUCCUCCUCUUCCAUCAUGGCUCCCCAUAUGGACAGACUGGGAUACUGGGGGCGUGUGACCUCAACGAUUGACUGGUGUGAAGAAAAUUAUGUCGUGUCCUUUUACAUCGCCGAGUUUUGUAAGUAACAACAUAACUGCAGCGUGUGUGCUGAAAAUGUGAAUAUGGGUUUGGUUGUAGAGGACUUUGACGGAGGACAGUCGGACGGUGUAAUGUACAGUCGACCCUAAACGACGUAAACAUGAAGUCGGAGCAGCAGCUGGAUCAAUAACUGUGUUAUAGUCGUUGUUAUCGGAACAGCUAAUGACCUGCACCUUACCUGUUAGCCUACAAGCUAACGCCAGUUGACACGGUGUUAAACAAACAGGAUCUCUAAUAAAGGAAAACAGACCUGUCACUGCUUUGCGUAAAUAUCUCACUAACAAAGACACAACUCAUCGUUACCUUACAUGUUAUUCUAUCAUAAUCAAUGGACAGGUCCUCUGUGUCUUCCUCUUAGCUUUAACAGUGUCAGGCUCAACUUGAAACUUGAUCAAAUGUUUCCUCGUUACUAUCAAGGCGCCUCUUUGCUUUGUCUAACGAUAAAAAACUGGUUUCUCAGGAGCCUUUAUCUAAAGAUUCAGACAUGGUUUGAGCUGCCAUGUCAGCAAGACCUCAUGAUCAAAUGUCCUGUUGCAUAGGACUGAGCUUUUACUUAGUGUGAAACAGGAUUUGUUUAAACAAAUUUAGCCAAAACAGUGUGAAGUAAUUUAAGGUUUGAAUAACUGAUACGGAUAAAGCUGCUGCGGGGAGCUUUUGCUGCAGAAAUGAACAGUAAUACCAUUUUAGGAACCACAGAGGCAAACAAGACUAUUACAGCAAUUAAGAGCCAUUAGUAGCAAUUUUUUAGAUUAAAGCUCCUGUGAAGAGUUUUUUGACAUCAGUGAAAUAGGCUGACAUUUAUAUGAAUGCCAAGACCAGUAACAACAAGUCUGAUGAUUUUUAUACUGUACUUUUUAAUUGCCUUAAAUUGGUGCAGGCUGUAGGCGUUAAUUAUACAGAUGUUUCCACAUGACUAUUCACAUGAAAUGAUAUAUUUGACUGUCAAGUCAGCAGGAUACAAAUUUGUUUUUGUUGUUUUUGUUGUCCCUUGUUAUGCCUGUAUUAUUGCCUGUUUACUGACUGCAUCUGUUCAAUAACUAAGAUAUAUAAAAGUGAAGUGGACAUCUUCAGAUACCAUUUUUUGAGUUCCUGUUUCUCCAAAAUUUACAACUUAUAAUUUGCUUCUUUUUUUAUGCCACUUUGCUGAUUUAUUCUCACACAGUUGUGACUUUAACUUGUUUGUGACUCUGUUUUGAAACAGUGGCCAUAAUGGUUUUCUACAUGGCUGUAAAAAAAGGAAAGAAAUAAACCACAUCUUACUAAAUCCUUCAUGGAUCAGCAGACUUAUUCUGAUCAGCAUGUCUGUAGAUUAUAUUUAUUCUGAUUUGGCAUUUUUUUUUAAAAUUCUAAUCUGUUGAUGUAUGGUGGCACUGCAAAUGUUGUCUGCAAGACACUUGAUGCUACCCGCCAGGUAGCGUAUGUUUGUAGUCUGCAUGCUACUUUUUGGAGGUGACACACCGUGUUUUAAAUGUAGGCCUUUGUGUAGGCUUGUACAAAUUAAAUCAUGUUGCAUAGAGGUAUUUAUCAGGCUUUAGUCUUCCUUUUUCUGUAUGAGUUAACAAAGGUAAAACUUUGAUAAUUUCUCAGAAAUUUAACUUUAAUCAGUUACUUUCUUCACAGUCUGUUGUUGUUUAUAACCUAUGUCUUUAUUUGUUUGUUCUAUUUCAGUUAACAUAACAUGUCUUUGGUAAUUUAAUUGUCAUUAAUUGUGUUAGCCUUCCCUGUUGACAUAACCUUGGUACAGAGGUCAUAGUCAUUAAGAAUGAAAGCUUUAACAAUGAAUUAUCAGAACACCUGUCUUAUCAGAUUUUUAUGAUUUUCAGAGGAGUCCACAGUGUGAGCGUGACCUGUUAACCCCAAACUAUAAAGGCCACAUAGUCAACAGUGUGAAGGCUACUUUCAAAUGAAGAAGGCUAUGUAGGCAAGAUAUUCAAUGUCCUUUUUACAGUACAUGAACUUAUUUAGACAGCUCUUUUAAUGAACACCUGCAACUGUAACUUGUUCUUUGGCUAGAAAUAAGGUUUGGGAUGCUAUUUGUGUCCUGAAAUUGUUAUUGUUUGGGUAGGAAAUUAGGGUCAAGGAUGAGGGGAAAAAAGAAAGCAGGGUGUUUUUAUUUAUUAUUAUUUUUUUGUUUGUUUGCUUUCUGGUUGGUUGGGUAACAUUUACUUUGUAUGUCUAUUUUUGGUAAACAAAAUUUGACAAAUGGGGGAUCAUACUGUAUUUAUUGUGUCUCAGAGUAGAGCUGUCAUGAUAUCAGAGUGGCAUAAAAUGUCACAAUAACGACAUUAUUGUUAUAUCUAUGACAAUUUGUAAAAUGAAAUGGCAUAAUCAGUUAAGUUGAGAAGGGGGAAUACAUUUAUGAAACUUAUGAAACUUUUAUAGCAAUCACAGUUACCCUACAUGUUCCUAUCUAUUUCUGAUAAGGCUCAAAUUUAUGAAUUUAUGAGUUCAUGAAAUGUAAAACUUCAAAAACAAAAACAUUACCUUACAAAUGAUUAUUUGUCAUGCUUUUAAUUUGAUAUUUAUUUCCAUCUUACGCUGAGGUUCUUUUUUUACUUGCAACUAGGCUUUUGUUUCAAAGUGGAUCUUGUAGAUCCUAAGUCAUGGAACUGAAUAAACACAGCAAAAAGUAUGAUUACAGAUGUUCAACAAAUUAUAAAACCACAAUAUCUAAAAUCAUGUUUGGAUUCACAAUAAAUGUUAAGAUGUGAGCUUUUUAAAAGUGCUCAGUCAUCUCUCGGAGGGCUGCUACAGCUAGCUCUCUAUUGUAAAGAACCCUUCACUACUCCUCUAGUCCAGGUUGAGUUGACUUAGUAUGCUUAUUUCUUUAGCAGGAUUUCAAUAUUUAAUGUUUAAAAAUAUUGUGACAGCCCUACUUCACAAGAGCUUUUGUCUUUGAAGGCCGCUCUCACAAUAAUGGAAAGUGUGAGCAGGGGCCAUCUUGAUCUAAAAUUUGUGGGUUAGAGAUUGCUGUGUAUUGUUCUUUGUGACACCUACCCCCUCACAGCAGUUACCAGCAUUAAAAUUUACAGCACAGACAUUUUCAGUCUUCUUGUUGAUGGCCUUGUUUGCUUUUGUAGGUAACAAAGGAGCAUAUUCAAUUCAGUCAGUUUCAUGACCAGUUAAAAAACUCCUCACAGGAGCUUUAAGUGUUUUUUUGUUUGGUGUACGAUUUAAACAGUCUGUUGGAAGACCAACCAGCUACUGCAACCACAGGGUCUGUGUUGUUCAGAUACGAUGUGAUGCAACAGAGAGUUCAAAGUAAACCUUGAACAAAUGGGUCAGAGUUUAGUUGAUGAUUGCUUUUUGAUUUUCUGUGUAUGUUUCCUGAACUACAUCUUAGUUUGUUUUUCUAAAGAGCCGCCUUCAGUCUUUAUCUUGGUACAUUUUGUAGGCCUGCUGUUUGUUCGCCUCUCAGCUUAUCGUAUUCAUAUUCAUUUCAGUGAAACAUUUCCAAACAUUGGCACUGGCUGGACUCCAGCAUAUCCAGGACACUGACAGUUGAAGCUUUUGUUUACACAACCGACACACGCUGGCCUCGCUGAGUAAUUGUUUUCAGCCACAGAAGAAUCGUUUGGCAUUUGAAUAGUGAUCCAGGUUACAAUGGCUGGAAUGUGCCAUUGUUUGCGUAAAAAAACAUACAGACUUCGCUCUAAUUCUCAUUUGAUGUAUGCUUUUGUGCAUCUCUGUUUUUAAAGAAGUAGUUAAUGGUGAUGUAGAAGGCAGGGGUAGACCAAAAGGAGUCUCAUUACCUUUCAUUUGCAGAUGACAUUGAAGUGUGAAACACGCAGCAGUUAUGUGCUGUGGUCUUUUGGUGCAUUCAUUAUCAGCAGCCAAAGUCCAAACAUUUUCAGAUUAUCAAUCAAAAGGCUUCAAGGGAGUACCCUGACUAUUAUCUGACACCCGCUGAUAAAAGGAGAGCUUCAUGUCGGAUAUGAAAAUAGGCCACUUUGUCAGACUCAGCAGUAUCUUUUCAAAGUAUUUUAUAUCCUGGUGAGCUUGAUUGUUUUCCGUGACUGAGUUUGUACAUCACCACACCCUGGAGGAGUAAAGCUAGCAAGUGUUUAACAUUAUUCUAUUAGCUUUACUGUGGACUGAUGAUGUGUACCAAUACUACAGUCAGUAUGCAGUAAUGGCCCAGGGGAGUGAGUUUUUUUACACAAACAUAUUCACCUGUUAAACUGUAGCCCACUUUCACAGAUAAGGAUCUUGAAAACUUUUGCUUGAGGCAUCUUGAAGUUGGUUAGCUUGCUGAAGGAUUUUCAUCUUCAUACCCCAGGUUUUCUUUGCUGUUUUCAUCUUAAAACUGAGAAACAGGGCCAUAUCAUCAAAUUCCACCUUAUACAGAUUAACAUCAUCAUCACUUGACUAAGAAUAACAACAGUCCAAAAGAGUGGAGGAAUUUCAUCACCAAUAUUUCUGCCAGUUAGUGAUUAUAGUAUUUUAGCUAGCAAAUCAGCUGAUAUGGAAAUGGUGUGAUUGUUCUUAGAUUUGCUAAGGUUUACAUGUCAAAAAAAAAAAAAGAAAAGAAUAACAUGUAAGCAUUAAAAAGAUUCUGUGCAGCAAAUAAAUGAACAAGAACUCCAUUUGAACACGACAGUCAUUGCUGAAAACGGCAAAGUAGCAUCGACUUCUGGUAAAAUAUAUUGUUGUUCCAGUUUAUGAUUAUAGUAUCACACCAGUAAAUAAACCUGUACUCAAUUGCUACCUAAUUCUACAUUUAAGACUAUUUCUGAGGUAUUAUUAUAACUGUUAAAGUAUUAAAACAACUUAAACUACCACAAUUACCAAUUGUCAUCAGCAACUUUUCAGACCACAAAACUGAUUGCAUCAUUUCACAAAAUUUCUUACCAUUUAUCAGGCGAUAUCAAAUCCCACCCCACCCUGUCAUAUUCUAUCAUGUUAUAUUUUAUCAUAUUGUACAGUGUGGUAAGCUAUGCCAUGUUGUAUGGUGUGGAGUAAAGUAUCUUAUCAAACUAAAUCUUAUCUCAUUGUAACAUAGGUGUAUCAUUGUGUUCAUCAGAUUAUUCCUCUUAUUGUUAUGACUAAUAAUAGAAACAUGGUAUUUUUUAAUCUGGUACAUAUUAGGCCAGUUUUUCAUCAUAGAUAAUGAUGAAGUCACAGAUGCUCAAGUAUGUCAGUAUGAUGAGGCUGUUACUAAAAUACAGAAGAUCUAUUUACUGUGGAAGCAAACAUAGAAGCACAAGAGUGUGCACAAACUCCUCAUGCAGUGAUCGGGUUUCUGUAAUAAGAUACGGCUCGUGGUUGUUUUAAUGAUCAAAAAUAUGUAACCCAGAAUGUUCCCCUAAGCUCUGACUGCUCUCACAUCACCCUUCACAGAGACAUUCAAAAGUUCAUAUGGUCCAACCCAUUUCCCCAGGCUCUAAUUCAUCUCAUUUGCCUUUUCAACAGGGAACACUGUCAGCAACCUGAUUAUGAUUCUUCCCCCCAUUUAUGGAGCCAUCCAAACAUUUCGGGACGGUCUUGAGUUUCGCUACGUCUGCUCUUUUCUUGGACUCUCAGGUUAGUCUGUUAGAAACAUGUUUUACUUUUCUAUACUCUAAAACAUACCCACACAAACAUGGCAUCUGCUUCCAUGUUUGAAGUGAUGACCAACUGAAACCAAUUGAAUGUGUUAAUUACUUGCCCCAGGUAACUGUCUUACUGUGUGAUGGUGAAAGUAAUCAGGCUUUUAAUUAUUUCAUUUUAUUUAUUUUCUGUGUGUCCCUCAGUUGUUGGUGUUGGUUCCUGGUGCUUCCACAUGACGUUGCAGUACAAGAUGCAGGUGGGCUUCAGUCUUUAUUUUGAACCCUUUGUAUGUCGGCAGCAUAACUUCACACUAAAUAUACAUAGAGUUAGUUUAUUGUUGCUUUUGAAAAAUUUUGUAAAAUAAAUAUUGGGUAAAACCGCUGCUACCUUAACCUAAUGUGAAGUCAUGCUAAAAAUGUAAUCCUACACUAUCUCACUAUUCAGCAUUUUCUCUUUGUUAUUUGCAGUUAAUGGACGAGUUACCGAUGAUUUACAGCACAUGUGUCUUUGUCUACUGUCUGUAAGUAGCUCCACCUUUCUUAUUUACUAAAUUCUUACCAAAAUGGCAGCUUGAAGUCGCACCAGUGAAAUCCAUACUGAAUCCUUGAUGUGCAAUGAGGGACUUGACAUGUUCUAGUGGCUGUAAGAUGAACUGACUCUGACAUGCUUCAGUCAUUUGUUUAAGAGAUUUGAUUAUUUUCCUACAAUAGUUGUAUUUAGUGGUAUCGCUCUGUCCUAAGAUUUCCCUGCUCUGCUACAUGGAGUGCCUUGAGCACAGUGCCCCAUCAUUUCAUACAAAAACAUAAAAAGCUAAAACAAGAAGAGCAUUGGAUGGAGCUUCCAUUUUGACUUGAGUGUCAGCUGAUUUGGGCAGGUUUUAGAUGUGAUAUUAUCACGAUACUUGGGCCACAAUACAAUACAUGGGAUUUUUAACAUUUUUCAAUACGAUUUAUUGCGAUUUAUGUAAUUUUUUCAACUGUUAAGCUAAUUUAGCAUUUGUCUUUUCUUUAUGUUUGUCUUAUUUAUGCUGUAUUUUAUUUUCAUGUAGCACGUCUUUCAAACCUUAAAUAUAUUUGUUACACUAACUUUCUCCUGCUCUAUGAUGUCACCUCUGCCAACCUCACUGGACAAACAGUUAAUUUUUUUCUUCCAUUAUCAUAGAUUUGACUUCAUAUUAGCAAUUAAUUUGAAAAAUUGAUACUUGGUGAAUGAGACGAUACGAUAUAUCACCAGUCAAAAUACUGCAAUACUACACUGAAUCGAUUUUUUCUCCCACCCUUACUGAUUAAACACACUUCAUUCUAAAGGAAGGACCAGUCAAAUUUGAUUUGACUCUUUAUUACUGAGGUUGGAUACAGUGACAGGGGCUCUGUUCUUAACUCUUAGAUCUACCUCACCCCUCUGCUUAACUCCACCAGCCCGAUAUAGGGGGAGUAACCAGGACAUCUCAGGGCCAGUAGCCUGACUCUUUAGAAGAAGCACUAAAUGCAGCUACUAAACCUCAGAUCCUGAAAUAAAAGGAAAAUGAAUGCCAGAGUGUUUGUGACACCCAGGCUGCUUCAUCUGCUCAUGCACAAAGAUCUCUUUAGUUCUGGUUUAUGAGAGGGCCAAGCUAUUUUGCAUGGGGUCACCCCAGCCUGUAGUUGGCACUCUACAGGGAGUCCAGCUCCCCACAGAGUGUUCAUCUCUUUAGAGAGCUGAUCUGAAACAGCUCUGUCUAAAAUAUGCAUUCUUGUUAGUUACUGUAUUUAUGAAAAUAAUCUGAACUGCUCUCCCCUCUGAAGAGUUGAAAGAGGCUGGAUACUUUGCCCCAAACUUUCUAUUCCUGUCUGGAGUCUUGUCCAUGUCUGAGUCCAAGUCUGUGGAGCAGCACCCUCCCUGGGACAAUGAACUAGAUUGAGUUGGCAGCCUGUGCCCUGUCAGUGUCUAGAGAGCGGGGAUGUUCUGAGGUGGCUUAUCUCCCAGUUGUUCAAACGGAAAUUUAAAUUCUGACUGACUGAAGGCAGGAAAACGCUACGUAAGCGUGGAGUACAAUUUAUUUAACACAAACGAACACAGGAUCAUAAAGUCAGCAGAUAGUCAAUGUACUUGCCAAGAGUAACUGCUGUAAACACAACUAGCACCACCAGCCUGCGGUCCUCCUUGCGCGCAUGCUCGUGUGGGUGAGACAUCACUUUGCUGAGUGGUUAUUUUGCCACUUUAACCAGACACAGCUUACAUACAACUUCAUCUUUUUUAAUUAAUGAAUAAUAAAUGAAUAUACUAACAAACCCCACUGCACUACCAGAUCCCGUCUGUUUAGAUCCAGAUAACAGAGCAUUACAGCAGUGAGGCAGUGACUCUUUUAACCAAAGCUUCAGGCCUGCAGAGGUGGGUGGCUGUGUAACCUCACAGACACAUCCUAUAACUGUUAUUUCAGGCCGUAAUUACAUAAAUAUGAGAUAUUCUUGCAACAGAAAAUGCUGGCUCUAACUUCUGUGCUUUUUAUUGUUUACAGUUUGAAAGACGAGUAUGUAAGACUAACAGCUGUUUCAUUUAUUUUUAGAUAUGAGUGCUUCAAACAACAGAACAAGAUUGGCUUUAUUCCUAUUGCAUUAUUAUUAUUCUUCAGUGUGUCAGUCACUCUGGUGAGUAUCUGGUCAUUUGUUAAUUAUUUGUCCUAAAGGCAACAUUUUACCUCAACUAAAAUGGACUUUAUAUCCUCUUGAGUAGUUCCUGUGUUUCUUUUGCAGGUAUACCUGCAGUGGAAGGAGCCAGUCUUUCACCAGGUAAGGGAGGGUCGUGUGUGUGUGUGUGUGUGUGUGUGUGUGUGUGUGUGUGUGUGUGUGUGUGUGUGUGUGUGUGUGUGUGUGUGUGUGUGUGUGUGUGUGUGUGUGUGUGUGUGUUGCUCACCUGGCUCACAUUGCUUAUUGUUUGCUAUUAGGGCUCAGUGUCCCUCAAGUCAUUUGAACCUAGUGUAAACAUUGGGCUUGCCAGCACAGCAUGCAAGAGUCAUUUCAGUCCUUGCUGGUUUUCAAACAUAAGGUGGUGUCUCAUAUGAAGGCGGAUAUGCAAAAUACAAAGUCAAAUGGUAUCUCCUGGUUCACAUGCUUCUGUAGUAUAUAAAGUAAACACACAUACUGUGAUUAAAACUCUAAAUCCUGAAGAGUUGGAUUAAACCACAGGUAACGCCUGUUUCCAUUGAGACCCUUCAAACCUCAAACAAAUACUGUUACCUUUACCAGAGUCCCUCCUCUCACACAGGAACUAUGUGACAAAGCUGCCUGUGUUUACUCUUAGAGUUGGCUGUGUUUAGUAACUAUGCAGCUGUAUGGUGGUACAUAAAGAGAUUGAUAAUAUUCCUGUUUGAGCAAAGAAAAUGAGCACAUAGAGUUGGUUUAAUUUACCACUCUGUAACUUUGUCAGUGUGUCCGAACUUUUUCACUUAAAAAAUAUUAGGGUGUUGAAUCCCACAACUCAAUAUUCUUAUAACUCCGAACUGGUCUGUAUAUGUCUUGGGUCUUGAUUCAAUAUCAGUUGUUAUUUGAGAACUUUACAAUUGGUGGCUGUCAGUUUGACAUAAAUGCAUUCCCUGCAGACUAUCCUCUAAAGACCAGAUUCAUGAAGGGUUUGUAUGGCUUUGGUGUCAAGUAAACCUGAGCAAAAUGGCAUCAUCUAACUCACGGAACAUGUGCAUAUAGUUAAAUGCCCUACAAACCGAACUGAAGGGCUUAUAGUGUCACUGUGAAGUGAAGUUAGCAUACUUCAUCUGCAAAUAAGCCUAACCUUUUACUGCAUCAUGCUUACUGUGUUUUGUUAUAUAUAUGUAUAUAUAUAUAUAUAUAUAUAUAUAUUUAUAUUUAUAUAUGUAUACAUGUAUAUAUAUAUAUAUAUAUAUAUAUAUAUAUAUAUAUAUAUAUAUAUAUAUUGGAAAGUAGGGUAGUUAUGUUUUGUAAAAUUUGUGUCACAUCGGCCCUGACUGGACUCUGUUAUAACCUGGUAUGAAUUGCUUUUCUCUCUUCAGCUCAUCAUCUGUUUGAUAGAAUGUUGUGCUAUCAGAAUUAGAGUGCACAAUGCAGCUCUGCACAGUAGAGAGUAGGAAUGAUUUCAGCUCUUCUCCAUAAAGAAAAAACAUAAAAGAGGAACACUUGAGCAGCAGAAUUUUGUGGUGUUUUUGUUCUUGAAUAUUACAAGAUGCUUUGCAAAUUCAACCUUGGGGCGGAGCUGAUAGUGGGGGCAAAUUAUGUACAAUUAUGUACAAUAGAGAAUUUAGCAGCAUGUUUCAAGCUAUUUAACCAGUGUUAUUUUUCUGAGUUUAUGUUACUAGCAGCUUGACGUAAAGCUUCCCAAACAGUGCUGAAGAGAUAUCUGUGAAUAGUUCGGCUCCUGAUAUUUCAGUGAAAACCUUUUGAAUGAACUGUGAGCACUUAAGGAAUUCUAGCCUAAACACAAGCCCAACACCUAAAAAUGAGCUGUCAGCAACUCACCCUGCAGCCCUGACAUCCUGUGUGUGAUGAUGGGAAAACACUGAUGUUUAACGUUGAACUGCUUUAGUCAGGGUUUUUUUUUUUUACCGUUUCUGUUUGCUUUAGAGAGGAGGAGACAUUUGCGUACAGUUUGACUGACAGUAAGCAUGUUGUGAACAACAACAAUUGAAGGAGUCUUUUUGCAAAGUUUACAGCCUCAGGGGAAAUGCUGAACCAGCUCUCUUACACAUAAUUACCUACUUACACAUUUUGUUUACAGCAGAACUUAACAUGUUUACACAGUGUUACAAACCUACCAUAGUUUUUGUUGGCAAAAUGUAAGUCUCAGUUUGGACAAAGAAUAAGACAACGGUUAAAUUUACAACUGGUUCUGCCUCUCUGUUAUGUCUUCCUCUUCCAGGUUAUGUAUGGUACUCUCGUAGCUUGUCUCGUGAUAAGAUCCAUCUACAUUGUUACAUGGUACGUAACUAGUCCAAGGGGACUGUUAUUAAAGCAAUGAAAUCUGAAAUAUGAAAGGUAAUAGUUUUAACACUGAACAGAAUAACAAGCUUCUGUUUUUUUUUCUUUUGUUUUAAUGUCAGGGUGUAUCCAUGGCUCAGACCACUGUGCUACACCUCCUUGGGGAUCUUCAUGUUAGGGUUCUUCUUUUGGAACAUGGACAAUUUCUACUGCGGGACAUUAAGGUGAGAGUUUGUCACAGUGCAGUACCAGAGACCUUUGUGAUUUUAGGGGAAUGUGCUCAAAGUUCAUUUUUAAACCCUGACAGUAGAGAGUAGUUUAGGUUUAUUGGAGUUACGAAAAAAUGAUUAUAUCAAAACUCAGUGAUUUGUAGAUGUUAUCUCCCUGUUACUUUCUUUUUUUUUCCAUUUCAAGGCAAACUAAUCUAAAAUAGAUCCGUCCAAAUGCAUUUUUUUUUACUGUGAGUAGAGCUGCUCAGUUUAUCAGGUUUUAAAUUAAUGUUAUAAAUGUGUGCCUCACCUGUAAAAACAAUAUGGCUCGUUUUAAGAAAUGAAUAACCUUGUUUAAUUUACGUCACAAGCUACAGGCUACCAUCUUCUUUUUGUAAAUUCUGAUGUAUAACUUAAUCAUAUUCAUCAGCACUUAGGUAUACAACCCAACUUUUAUAUUGGAAAGUUUCACAUUUAUUCCAGUUAUAUGACAACAGGUGAUCUGCCUGUCUAUGAGGCUUUUUUAAUAGCAUAUCCAUAAAUAAGAGGGCAGAAGGAACAUCAGCACCAAAGCAAGCUAAGAGCAAAGGGAUCAGGUGUGUGAUAGUAAAGCAGAGGUGCAGAUUGAGCACAGAGAAGCUAGUUACAGCAUUAACUAGGGUUUAUGAGUUAAUGAUUGCAUGGUGAACAGUGACUGACUGUCACAACUCUAUUGAAAUUAAUGCUUGUAGCUAAAACUACCAAAGCAGGUUUUUUUGUCUUCUCUGGCCCCUGCAACAGGUAAGACACAGUAAAACUGUUGUCUUUAAAGUUAAUCUUUAACUGCGAUGAAUGAUUAUUAUCUUAGUAUUGGUCAUGUCUGUCACUUUGGCUGUCAUUUUUCAAGCCCUAACAGUGGGAUAAGAAAAGAAACUGUACUUCAUAACUGAGUUAGAUAUAGUUCAUAGUAAUUGAUAAGCUUUUCAUUAUUCAGAAUUUUGCUGCAGCAUUUACCUUUAUAAUGUCUUACUGAAGGAAAUACAUAUUUUCACAGUUGAUUACAAACAGUUUGAUCAUAACUUUUGUUUAUUUAUUUAUUUUUUUUUUUUCAGAAAUGCCAGAUAUAACCUUCCCCCUGUCGUUGGAGCGGUUACACAAUUCCACGCCUGGUGGCACAUCCUCACAGGCCUGGGAUCCUACCUGCACAUACUUCUCAGGUGAGCUUUACAAAUAACAGUCCGCCGGAGCUUCCGGGUCAGAAAAACUGUGAUUUUUUUUUUGGUCAAACAGAUUCAUGUUUACAUCUUUAACAGCAGCAUAAGAAUUUAUUUACCAGCACUGACACAGUUUCCUACUAUUAUCAUGAAGAUAAAAAGAUGUCAUUAUCUAAACAGGUCAAGGUCAGUGUUUGACAUGAUAAUUUCCUGGAAAAACACUUGUGCGUGAUAGAUUUCAGUUCUUACGUUUUCAAAGGUUAAAGGUCACAUUAGUCUUAAUCUUGAAGAGGACAUACUUUUGCACCUCUGCAUUACAGCUGGAUUGAUUUUGUUAUUGUGUUCUCUUCUUCAAUAAUUGUGUUGUGAUCUUUACUGUUAAAUUAAGGUAAUGAGCAGUAUGAUUGUAAAUUUUCAUCUUGUUUUUGUGGUGGUAUGUCUUGGUAUCAUAAGAUGUAGAGGAAUCAUGUUGACAUAUAUUCACUUGUCCCCCUAAAACAAGCCUGUGAUAUACAGACUCUCACACCUGUGCCUGAGAGCUGAGAAAGAGGAUUUUAUAAAGUGUUGUGUGUUCAGAACUCACUGCUUUGCGGUUUCUAGCAGAAUCUCUGUGAUCUAAAUUAUUUCUCUCCUGCUUUCCGGUACUGUUGUGUUAAAAGAUGCAGUGGGUAGAAUGAGGAUAUUUAGUGACAUCUAGAGGUAAGAUUCUAUAAUGGAACGCUUCCCGGACAACCUCUCCUGUUACUGAGGCAAGCCAUCGGAGCCCAGAGCAAUUUAAGCAACAAAGAUGACGAGAUCCAAAACAGACACAAGCUUAGAGCUGAGUUCUGCGAUAUUGAUUAUGAGUUUUUGUGGUUGUUUUAGUACUGCUAAACAAAGCCAACACCUCUAUCGUAUUACAGAGUAUUAGGGCCUCAUAAAAAAGUUUUUAAAAGUCUUUUCUUUAGCAAUUAAAACCAUAAAAAUGUAAGUUUUUGUUACGGACAAUAAAGCCAUUGAAAAUCAAGUCAUAAUGUUACAAGAUCAAAGUCAUAUUGUCACAAAAAAGGUCCUCAUAUUACUAGAAUAAAGUCAUUAUGGUAUGAGAAUAAAGAAGUGAUGAAAUUGUAGUUUUGGCUCACAGUGAACAGUUAUGUUUUGUCUUCACAUUGUUUUAAGUAUCUGGACUCUGAAAAGACUGAGCACAAAGCUGAGAUGAGUGAUAUCCUCCUUCAAAACAGAAAUAAGAAGCUAAUCAGUGGCAAACUCUGAGUGUUGUAGAUAGUUGUAGCCAAUGCAACAUGGCAGCCUCCAGAGGGUGGACCUGCAAUUUGAUCAAUAUAAAAGACUUUUUGUAAGUCAUUGAAAAUUAAACAAUUGUGAUAUAAUAUUCAGUAUAAAAUUAUUACUUCUCCAUAAUUGUAAAAAUGCAGCUAAAUUCUUCACAGUGUACCUUUCAUUUACUGCCAUAAAGAUGUGUUAAAUAAGGGGCUUUUAUUUUGAAGUUUGUUGGAGGUGAAAUGUGUCCAUGAUCAAAUUAACUGAGCUUUAGUUGUGUUCUGAUUUAGCGGUGACUGUCUGGCAUUACAGUCACUAUUCCAGGGGGCAGCUAUGGCUAAGUAGCAGAGUCAGUUGUCUCUCAGUUGGAAGGUCAGGGGUGCAAGAUUAAAGGUGCAGGUAAUCCUUUUUGUAAUGAGGUGAGCCGAUAAACUUCUUUUGUUUGUUUUUUUAGCCUGCAGAUCAGGACAACCUACCUCAAGUACAGACCCAAAGUGAAGGUAUGUCUCUUGUCUCGAGGACUUUGAUGUUGUAGCUGUUAUGUAACUGAGGUCAUUGUGGGUUCAUUAACUUUCUUUCCUCUGUUCAGUUCCUCUGUGGAGUGUGGCCCACUUUGCACAUUGAACCACAGAAGACGAGCUGAUGUGAAGGGAUGGAGACCAACUUCAUGAUGGUGACUGCUGCCAUGUCUCAACACCAUCAGCACAGGGACCUACAAUGCCCCCUGCUGGAAACUCAGCACACAGCAAGGGGGGGAGGGCUCCACCCCUGGAGACCCCUUGGUUCUGCACUGUGGAGAUUUACUAAGUACAGCAUAGCACUGGGUCCAGUUUUAAGAAAUGGAAGAUUUUUUUUGUCUUUAAUCAAAAUUUAUUAGAAUAGCUUUUUGAAGUGUAAUCAUUUUAUUUGCUCAUUUAUUUUCAAUGCAAAUAGGGCGUAUAGUCCACUACAGAGGUUAAAGCUGAAAGGGUAAUGAAUGGGAUCUUAUUGUGAUUUGGGGAAAACAGAAUCUGAAUCAACACCAGUGUAAUCAUUGUUGUCUGUUUGAUCCUGCAGAGAUUUGACGCCUAGAGACAUCUAAAUAUACCACUCAACUCAAAAGUUUGGGCAUAUAUAUAGUUUUACAUGUAGCUGAAAGAGAUCUACUUACCCCACAGUGUUGUCGAAUCCCUUUUCAAGGCUAUUGUUUAGUUUUUUUUCAUGUGCUCAAAACAUGUGGGAUUGUGGCCUCCAGCAGGGGAGUCAGAGUGAUUCUGUUCAGCUCAGACGUCUUUGUUUGCUUUGCCAGAGGAUUCUUUUUUUUUUUUUACUUGAAAACAUGCCAAGACUGGAAUUAUUUCUUCAUUUCUUUUUUUUAUUUACUUUGCCAAAGUUGCUGUGGGAAUUGAAUUGGUCAUGUUUCGUGUGGGACCCAUUAAUCUUUGAGCUCAUUAUAAUCAAGAAAGGGAUGCAAUGCUUUUGAUUUUUGUUACACCGCCUCAUUAUACCGAAUUUUCAUUUUAUUCAGGACAGGGUUCAAAUUGUCCCACAACACAGAGCGGGUUAAACCACUUUCUUCAUCUCAAGUUUCCGUGGACAGAGAAACACAGUCACAGUCUUUAAAGAGAUACUGCACACAUAUUUGUGCUCCAGCCCACAGGGGUUGAGUGUUGAGUGGGUGGUUUCAGAAUCACAAUAAUCCUUCUGCAGGGUGUGUUAUAUUUGAAACAACAGAAAAGAAAACCAUGUUAGAAUCUACGGGGUAAGAUGAGACGCAAAUGACACAAAGUUUACCUUAAGCUACUUUCUGUGACACAGUUACUGUGCACUGCUGUCUUUAGAGGUGGGUGGAGUUAAAUUGUUUAUUUCUCAGAUCAAGAGAGGCAACCAUUUUCACAAAUAUUAUUAAUUUGCCAUUGUCUGAUGGGACACCAAGACUUUUUCCUCUUGUUUCAAAGGAUCAGUAGAAUAAGUAGAACAUCCCUGGAUAAAGUGCUCAGACACAGCCAGAGUCAGCUUUUUGUUCUCUGCUUUGUCACACUUAUCGUUCUUUAUCAAACCCUUUAUAUCGAGCUACACUAAUUCAUCAUGAACUAGUUGUUGAGUAGCAUGAAUAAUAAUUGCAGUGUUUUUUUACUAGUUAUAACAAAGCACCUCUGAAUGCCUUAUUCUGAAUGAGCUUUACUCUGCAGUUUUACUCACUGCUGUCUUUAUUCCUGCUUUUAACAAGCAAGAAACUUGAAGUGCACGAAAUGUGUAAUUAUUUUUUACACAGUUUGAUCCUAUUAGGUGUCAGAAUACAACAAGAUUAUCACCUCAAAUCACAGUAUAGUUUAUUUUUUAACCUGAGAAGGCAAUUUAAGGGGUCGGGACUGCAAACAACGCUAAAAUGUUCCCAUGUUUCUCACUCUUAAAUAAAUUUUCUACCACUUUUAAGUUGAUUAACUAGUUGCAAAACAAGUUGAGACUAAUUUGUUAAUGUGACCUCCAUCAACAAUCAGUGUAGUUAUUUGUGUACCAUACUGAAGAAACAGUCUUUCUUGACAUUUGCAGCUGCACAUCUUACCCAUGAGUGAGACACUGAAGAGUCAGAGGAAAGCAGGAUGACAUUUGGGUCAGAAAAUACUACUCUGACAUGAACAAGACAAGAUUGUACAACAACUGAUAACUUGUGUAUUUGUCAACAAGUGUACAAAACAAGUAUGAGACCCAUUGUUGAAUUUAGUCAUGCAGAAUAUGGCAUUGUUAAUACUUUGUAAUAACUAGUGAAGAGCGAGUAUGCUGCUUAUAUACAUGCAUAAGAGCAACUGGUGAUUGGUGACUAUGUGUAGCAUAAUAGAAGAUUUUGCAGUUUCAUUCAUUUUGUUUGAAAAGUUGAAGCUCUCCUGUCUCAUUGGAAAAAAAAUAAUUUUACUGAUUCUUGGACAUCCCCAUACCCCUGAGUGUUUAAAACGCAAAGCAAUUCUGGUAUAACUCUGCAUUCAAUCACAUAGUUUUCCAAGAUGGAUCCUAAUUUUCAAAUUUAUCAUUUUUAAAAGAAUAUUGUGUAAACAAGUGCUUUUUAGCAAAUCAAAUAUCCCUGGAAAAUAAUUUGUAUGUAAUCAAGUAAAAUGUUGAAAGCCUUUCUGUUUUAUUUUUGAUGAUUCAGAUGCAUAGUUCAUCAAAGUCGUAAGUCCACCAUCUCAGAUUUGUCACAAUAUUUCCUAAAAUUAAUCAAGAAAGGAUUCAAAAUCUUUAAUUUCUGAAGAGUAUGUCCACUUACACGUUCAGUAGGUGGUUGAGGCUCCUUUACCGCAAACACUUAAUUUGAUAGCUGAUGGGGGAUAUGAAACUGUUUCAUGAUAUUUAAAUUUACCGUGAUGCACCUUUUUAUGAAAAUUCGAAAGGCACACACACAGACACACACACGCACACGCACACACACACACUCUGUGGAGGACUGUAAAUUGAGCCAGUUCUAUGAAGCAGCCUCUAGGUGGCGUAAAUUUCCAGCUUAUCUCAGACAUUGCCAAGCAUGCCAGAGUGCAUUGCAGAACAAUUUACUGUAGAGCUUAGCCUCAGUUUUAAUGCACUGGAUGUGUCGUGUGAAGUGACGGGCUUUUCUUUAAGUUGUUUUAGUUUUGCUACUGUGAAAUCGUGAACAUGUAGACUAGGUAACUAUAGAAACUUGAGCUUAAAGUACAGUAGUUGUGUCAAAUUGGAAGAUGCACAAUAUUAUUGUUAUCUGUGUGGCCUCCUAAACUGGAUUGUUUCCUAAAACAUUCAAUAUUCUCUAGUGUAUUCAUAUUAGGUGAAACAUACUAACUCUGAUAUAACAGUGGUUUAAGUGUUACAGUCAUAAGCACAAUGUAUGGAAGAAAAGUAUUAGCAUUGUCCACGUCUGUGUUGAAUCAUUGCUGUUUGUCAUUUUCUUGACCUCAGUGCUCAUCAGUAGAGGUGACAGGGUGCCUUAUCGUUAUCUCUGCAGUGUAAUCCAAGUUGCCUUGACGUUCCUGAUAUACCAACAUUGAAAACUUUCCCACGUGUUGUGCGGUAUCCCCUCAAUAUAAGCAGUAAAUAGCACCAAGAGGACAAACAAAAACAGCUUCUGAUUCAAAGUCUGUCCUUUAAUUUAUUGGCCUUCCAUUCAUUUCAUGUGUCAGACAAUUGAGUUACAGGUUGUUCAAAUGAUGUUAACUGUAGCCGUGAGUGAUAAUACUAACAUGCUGAGGCCAAAUGAGCAAACUGCCAACUUUUUUGUUCAACUUUGGUCAUGUGCCAGUUUUAAACAAUGUUCUGUAUUGUCAAAUAAAAAGAUAAAAUGUCA